This is a messenger RNA of Verticillium dahliae VdLs.17, 1242 nucleotides long. RefSeq lists its product as uncharacterized. The transcript has a single exon. Lineage: Eukaryota; Fungi; Ascomycota; Sordariomycetes; Glomerellales; Plectosphaerellaceae. The coding region runs from base 1 to 1242 and encodes 413 amino acids. The record is from RefSeq and is a predicted model, not a curated record.
AUGUCCGCCAUGCUUCGCAAGAAAGAGGUCUACACGACCAUCACGCCCAUACCGGGCUUCAUCCCCCGACAGCUCGCCAUCGACAUCCUCCACUCCCACUCCGAAGUCAUCACUCUCAACCCCCUCGUGAUCGACCACAAGCCCAUCCAGGCGCCUCGCGAUGCCGCCUCGGACGAGUACUACUCGACCUGGUAUGAGAUUACCGAGCGCAUGCAGUGGGUGCCCGGCCUCGGCAAGAUGGGCUCUGGCAAGAUCAAGUUCAACGGCUGCUUCCACGACAUGCCCUGGGGCCUGCAGACGCACACGUACGCGCCCAUGAACGUCGACAUCCGCAUCAAGUACCGUAUCGAGGGCAACCAGCCCGGCAUCGAGCCUCCCGUCCACGCCGAGAUUGGCCUCGCCGACCUCGGCGUCCCCGCCGACGGCCUCUACCUGCGCGAGGACAUUGAGAUCAAGUGCAACAUAACCGUCAUCAGCUACGUCCGCUCCCAGCUCAAGACGGCCUCGAAGGAGAUGGUGUCGCGCAUCAUUAAAAAGGCCGAGCUGCUCGACGCCGGUGUCCUGUCGGCCAUGAUCCAGGACGGCAAGAUCAAGACCAUCAACCCCAACGACCGCUCCUCCACCAACGCCAACGCUGCCCUCCUCUCGCCGAUCUUUGCGCCCCAGCGCAGCCCGGGCCUCGACGGCCCCGCCUCCCCCGCCAUCCCUUACACCGUGCCCCGCGCCAGCACCUACAUGGCGGCCACGCCGCCGCCCGGCCAGCGCCCCGGCACCUCGUCGUCGCAGGGCACCCAGUACGCCGAGCUGCCCACCCAGCACCACGCGCCCCAGCAGACCGCCUUCGUCGCCGAGCUGCCGGGCAACUUCUACCACUCCCAGCCCUCACCCGGCCAGCCUUCGCCCACGGCCAACGCCUUCCGCUGGUCCGGCCAGAACCCCAACCAGCCGGGCCCCGGCCAGGCGAGCCCCAGCCUGACGGCCUCGUCGCGCCCGACGUCCAUCUCCUCCGAGGCCAGCAGCGGCCAGAACACGGGCUACGCGUCCCCGGCCCUCGACCAUAAGGGCUUUGCCUCGGAGCUGUCGACGCACCCCGAGACGCAGGAAGAGUAUCGUCCGCCCCAGCAGCAGCAGCAGCAGCAGCAGUAUUACCCUCCUGAUGUGCACAAGUUCGACCCCGGGCAGCACCGCGUCACGGGCCCGCAUGCCUAUCAGUAUAACCCUGCCGAUUACGCGCCGCGGUGA